Molecule: messenger RNA, 1904 nt
Organism: Halichondria panicea
Lineage: Eukaryota; Metazoa; Porifera; Demospongiae; Suberitida; Halichondriidae
Product: snake venom 5'-nucleotidase-like
Exons: 8
Coding region: 86-1744 (552 amino acids)
Biological process (GO): nucleotide catabolic process
Molecular function (GO): hydrolase activity
Source: RefSeq, a predicted model, not a curated record
UCACAUGACGUAGCCACAUAAACAAGACUUGUGUGACCGUGGAGAUCGGACUAAAUAAGCUGUUGGCUGGGAGAUAAGAUCAAGAAUGGGCUGUAACGUGUCAAAGACAGCUGGACCAAACCAAGUAGGGGACAUAGACUCUGAGAGACGAGAGGGCGCUCGAAGUGGCUCCUCUGUAAGCCUCACAAACUGGUCUCCUGAUGCUGAGAAAGCUUCCUCUAGUAGCAGUGCUAGUGUAGCUGACAGUAUCACCUUAAUUCACUUCAAUGAUGUCUACAAUAUUGAAGAGAGAUCUAAUGGGAAGGAGCCUAUUGGUGGUGCUGCGAGGUUCAAGUCACAGAUAGACAGUCUGAGACACUUGGAACCUUUGAUACUGUUUAGUGGAGAUGCUUUGAAUCCUUCAAAUAUCAGUAUCGUCACCGAAGGCCGUCAAAUGGUACCGAUCCUCAAGGCUAUUGGAGUACACGCUGCUGUGUAUGGAAAUCAUGAUUUCGAUUUUGGUGUGGAACACUUGGCAACGCUGGCUAAAGAGAUGGAGUUCCCUUGGCUCAUGAGUAAUGCUAGACUGCACUCUACAGGGAAGAGACUAGCUGAUGGUCUGGAGAAACUCGUUAUCCCCUGGAGAGGAAGAAAGAUUGGUUUACUGGGUCUGAUAGAAUGGGAGUGGAUUGAGACUCUGGCUACACUGGAGCCACAAGAUGUUGACUACACUGACUUUGUGGAAACAGCCAAGAAACUUGUGCCUGAGCUACAACAAGAGGGAUGUGAUCUGAUAAUUGCCCUGACUCAUAUGCGUGACCCCAAUGACCUUCGUCUAGCCAGAGAGGUGCCCCAAAUCCAUCUCAUCUUGGGAGGACACGACCACCACUAUCUCAAGCAGUGGGAGGGAGAUGUUUUGAUGCUCAAGAGUGGCUCUGAUUUCAGAGAAUUUUCAGAACUCACUGUCUCUUUCCCUGACACGCCCACUUCUCGUCCUAAAGUUUCUGUAAAACGUCACGAUAUAACCAGUGUAAUAGCCCCUGAUGAAGAUGUUUUGAAAAUUGUGGACCACUUUCAGGGAAGACUAAAGGCAGGACGGGAAGAAGAGAUUGGCUAUAUACACUGCGAUCUAGAGGGGCGCUUUGACUGUCUUAGGACGCAAGAGUGCAACCUUGGUAACCUGGUUACGGACAUUAUGAGGAAAGUCACACGUGCUGAUGUGGCACUUUUGAACUCUGGUACAUUGAGGUCGGACACUGUCCAUGAUGCUGGAGUAUUCAGAAGAGGAGAUCUGAUGAGUAUUCUCCCCAUGGUGGAUGCUGUCUCAGUACUCGAGGUAAAGGGUUCGCAGCUAAUACAAGCACUUGAAAAUGGAGUCUCGCAAUAUCCCAAAAAGGAAGGACGAUUUCCACAAGUGUCUGGAAUUCAAUUUUCGUUUGAUGAAUCACAACCUAGUGGGUCUCGAGUGGUCCCUGACAGUGUACUAGUCCGUGGUGAACAAUUGCAAUUGAACAAAAGUUACAAGUUGGCUGCUAAGGGAUACAUAGCCCAGGGUCGAGAUGGUUACGAUGUGUUCAAAGAGUGCAAGGUGCUUGUGAGUGAGGAGGAGGGCCCGAUACUAAGUGUGAUCGUUCAGAAUUAUUUCCAGGCAUGUGCUGGCGGAGAAGAUUGUGUGGACACCAACACAAGCUCAAUAUAUCUUACAGAGAAUGGGGACAGAAGAAUUGCACCUCAAGUGGAAGGAAGAAUUAAAGUCAUUCAUUAACAGUUAACUAUUAUUAUCCUUAGUGCAUGUAGCAUUCUCGAGCUCACAAUUCAAUUUUUUAUCUCCAUCCACUAUAUAGUACCUUAUGUGCUCAUGCUGUGUGUGCCUUGGUCUCUAAUAUUCUCUCUGAAAUAACAUGUUCACUGAAUUGUUGAAUAAA